AUGGCCUCCCCAAUCCCGCGCAGCAUUCGCCAGGUCCUCCAGAAAUCGCCUUCAGAUAUUGUUAUCCUCUCAUCCCUCCGCACUCCUGUCACUCGAGCAAAGAAGGGCGGCUUCAAGGAUGCUUACCCGGAAGAGCUCCUUGCCAAUGUUCUGCGAGCGACGCUGGAAGCCAACCCGAACCUCGACCCCGCUUUGAUCGAGGACGUUUGUAUCGGUUCCGUUCUCCAAGAGCUUGGUGGCGCAAAAGCAGGCCGCAUGGCUCAGAUCCACGCCGGCUUCCCUCACACCGUACCGUUCCACACAAUCAACCGACAAUGUUCAUCUGGUCUGGCUGCCAUCUCGACCAUUGGUAACAGUAUUCGGGCGGGGGCUCUCAACGUCGGUGUCGGUGGAGGAAUGGAAUCUAUGACUCGGAAUUACGGUUCCCGCGCUAUCCCUACCGUCCUGUGGCCCGAGCUUAAGGAAUCGCCCUCGAAGGACUCGAGGGACUGCAUCAUGCCCAUGGGUAUCACCUCCGAGAACGUUGCAUCUCGAUACGGUAUCAGCAGGGAAGAUCAGGACGUGUUCGCCGCCAAUUCGCACAAGAAGGCUGCGGCUGCGCAAGAGGCUGGAUUGUUUGACUCGGAGAUUGUUCCCGUUAAGACUCUAUCCUACGACGCCCAGAACCCCGAUACGCCGCCCACAGAGAUUACCGUAACUAAGGAUGACGGUGUUCGCGCCAACAUCUCUGUUGAGAAGAUGGCCUCUUUGAAGCCGGCCUUCUCUGCAACGGGUUCCAGUACUGCCGGAAACAGCUCCCAGGUCAGCGAUGGUGCUGCCGCUGCUCUCUUGAUGCGCCGAUCUACCGCAACAGAGCUUGGCCUGACUUCGUCCAUCAAGGCCCGCUGGGUUGGCACUGCCGUCGCCGGUUGUGCCCCUGAUGAGAUGGGUGUGGGCCCCGCAGUCGCCAUCCCCAAGCUCCUCCAAAUGCUCGACGUGAAUGUUUCGGACGUUGGCAUUUGGGAGCUCAACGAGGCUUUUGCCUCUCAGGCUCUCUACUGUGCUCGCAAAUUGGGCAUUGAUGAGGCCAAGAUUAACCCCAAGGGUGGUGCCAUUGCCAUCGGUCACCCUCUUGGUGCCACUGGAGCUAGACAGCUUGCGACCCUGCUGCCUGAGCUGGAGCGCACUGGCCAGGAAGUUGGUGUCAUUAGCAUGUGUAUCGGAACUGGCAUGGGUAUGGCCGGCAUCGUUGCAAGUAACAGGCAAGAUCUCAACAUCGCAACCAUGCGUUCUUCUAUGCGACUGUUGAACGUGGAGGUAGCCACUCACCUCCAAGGAUCCCGAACUCGAUAUGUUUGCUCGACUUGCAGACAAGAAGCGCGCCCCCGGCCCUUCGUCGCUCGUCAAUUUCUUCGCCAUGCUUCCGACAACAACACCCCGAUCACCGAACGCGUGCGCCGAAAGCUCUGGGGUACCGACAACCCGCCCGGUCUGAAAGAUCCCUACGGCGGCGAAGGUGUUUUUGAGAAGAAGUUCGGGAAGGGCAGCCUGGCGCAGAAGCAGGGAGGUGCGCCGGGGAGUGACGAGGGCGCGGCCGAGAACCAAGCCGCUACCGCGGAGGGUGGAGAUGUAGCUGAGGAAGCUAUUGAUGGCGAAUAUUUGCCUGCAACAACUUGGGAAGGUCUUGAUCGUAUUGGACACCUAGGGAGGUGGAAUGAUCUUCCUCCGAACCCCGAGGAUGCGUUCACUUCCUUUUCUUCCAACCGCCGUCUCACCAAGCCCGGCCACUUGGCCCUGGCUGCUCAUCAAACCGCAGUUGAAUUGUGCAUAAUGCGCACCCUCAACAAGCCCCUCGCCAGCAUCUGCGAAGUCGUCGAACACGAGAAGCCCGUCUUCAAACUGAUCUAUAACUGCAAGAUCCAGCCAAAUUCGGCAUGGGAUUCGGCCCUGGAGUACCCGGAUAAGGAGACGGAGGAUGCGCUCGUCUUCAUUUUCAAGCAAAUUGGAGCUCAGGAUGCCGAACAAACCGCCGAGGCUUCUGGGAACGCUGCGUCGGAAGAGUAUGAGGAUGCUCCGGCAGUCAAGAAACCCUUCUUCUUCGGGUACCAAGAUGUCAAGGAUAAGGGCUUCUCGACCCUGUCAUUGUCCGAUCCGGCGACGAAGUUCGCUUUCCUGAAGCGAUUCUCCCAACUCUCCGGCCACUACUUCCCCGACCCUACCAUCGAGUCGAUUACCUCCGUUAAGCAGGUCCUAGGUCACAUCCUGAAGGAGACGGCACCUAAGCCCAAGAAGCUUGCAGAAUAUCUCCUAGCCAAUGACACCCUCCAGACCUUACCUAACGUCAAAAUUUUCGCAAAGAGGCAGAAACCUUGGCACAAGGAUGAGGAGCUGGGGCGGAAGAAGCUCAUUGAUCGUGAGCUCCGCAGGAGGGGUCUUGUUGAGUGA
Messenger RNA from Aspergillus mulundensis, 2424 nucleotides. RefSeq lists its product as uncharacterized. The record is from RefSeq and is a predicted model, not a curated record. The transcript is spliced from 4 exons. Gene Ontology annotation, molecular function: acetyl-CoA C-acyltransferase activity. Gene Ontology annotation, biological process: phenylacetate catabolic process; fatty acid beta-oxidation. Gene Ontology annotation, cellular component: peroxisome; mitochondrion. NCBI's taxonomy places the organism in Eukaryota, Fungi, Ascomycota, Eurotiomycetes, Eurotiales, Aspergillaceae. Bases 1 to 2424 code for a protein of 807 amino acids.